Laetiporus sulphureus 93-53 is the source of this 615-nucleotide messenger RNA. RefSeq lists its product as uncharacterized. Gene Ontology annotation, biological process: ribosomal large subunit biogenesis. Bases 1 to 615 code for a protein of 204 amino acids. The record is from RefSeq and is a predicted model, not a curated record. The transcript has 6 exons. Gene Ontology annotation, cellular component: nucleoplasm; Noc2p-Noc3p complex; nucleolus. NCBI's taxonomy places the organism in Eukaryota, Fungi, Basidiomycota, Agaricomycetes, Polyporales, Laetiporaceae.
AUGCACCUGCUCACGCAGCUCACCGACAACGAGAUGCUGCGCCUGGCUAUCCCGGAGAGCGCGAAGCUCGUGCCCUACGUGACUGGCAGCUGGAAGGCUGUCAAGGUCUUCUUGAGGACAUGCUUGGACCUGUGGUCAACCGCGGAAGACGGCGUACGGAUUGCCGCAUUCGUCGCGAAUACCUACCUGACGCUCGUGCGCUCGUGCAAGUCGACAUCACCGCAUACCCUGCCGUCUAUCAACCUCAUGAAGAAUUCGGCAUCCGAGAUCUACUGUCUGGACCACGCAACCGCAUACCAGCACGCGUUUGGAUACAUCCGUCAACUCGCGAUUUACCUCCGAAACAUCAUGAAGGUGAAGAGCAAGGAGGCAUACAAGCAAGUGGCGUGCGAUAAGGAGAGGUUAAUGGAGAGAAACGGCGCGGAGAGCGAGUUGAAACCUGUCAUCUACCCUCUGGUGCAAGUGUCGCUCGGUUCCAUGAAAUUGAUCCGUAAUCCACGCUCCUACCCCUUCCACCUCCACAUCGUCCGCUCGUUGCUUCACCUGACGCUGUACGAAAAGAAAAAGCCUAAUAUCUUACAGGUCACAGAACAUUACGAGAGGAGGUCUAUCUGA